AUGGAACCAAAAAACAAACAAACAGACGUAAAUGGGAAAGGAGUUGAAAGAUGUGAAAGGGAGAAGACGAAGAAGGAGGAGAGAAAAGAACUGAGAGUGUCCCUCGUGCGUACGCCGAUGCCAAGACCCUCUUCAGUAGUGAAGGAUGCUAUACGUCAGAUGACGGAUCUAGCGAUGUCAGAUUCGGAUGACGGCUCGAUGGUAAGUGCACCAUCUUGCUCUUCGGGCCGCCUGUUCGAAUCUGUGAGUACAGAAUUACUGGACAGGGAUAAGUCUAGAUUCUGGGAGUCUAGAAAGCGGAGUAGACUGUCGGAGGACGAUGACAGCUCCACUGACGCGCCUAGCAAAGCAGGAAAAAGGAGAGGCAAAGGCCGCCCGCCCACAACGGGCGAAUACAUAGGACUGGCCGAAGCCAAAAGGGCUUAUCUCAAAGCCCAGAGACAGGAGAUGGAGGCUCAAGCUGAGGCUGAGCUGCUUGCUUCGGCUAUUGAGGCGAAAAAGACGCGCUCUAUGUCGCUAGAUGUGACCGACAUGUCCGGACGCGUGCUCCCGAUCGAUAUCCAAGAGAGGAUAGGGGCAAGCAUCGGACUCGUAGAGCAAGUGGCCCAAAAGUCCUCUAAUCUGAAAGGGACUUUUGUCAAAGUUUUGAAGAAGGCGGUUGCGGAGCUAAGGGAGGACACGGCAGUACUGGCACAGCGUACCCUCUCUGAAGAAACGCAAGCGCUUAGGGAGGACAACGCACGGCUCCGUCGCCAGAUUGGGGCGAUGCAGAAGGAGAUGGCGGAGCUGAAAGCUCUUUUCCAGAAGGGGCAGUCAGGACACACUUCCGCCAACAACUUGGAGGAACUGGAGUCGAGAAUGAUGCAACGGGUGACUGACAGAAUCAACGCUCGCAUCGAAGGGCUUGAAGAUCGUCUGAACCCAGAGCCAAACUAUAGGCCCACGCUCAAGGGGAGACUCCGCGACAACCAAAAUAAGGAAGCGGACGUGGAAAAGAGGACUUCUCGCCAGGAGGGCUUCCUUAAGAGAAAAGAUACUCCUGCUGCAACAGCAGGAGAAACUCAGAAGGAAGAUAAGAGAAAGGAGGAAAAGAAGAAGAAGAGCAAGAGUAAGGGAAAGGAUAGGGAAGUGGAGCAAGCUCCAAGCGCCGUGGCAUCAACCUCGGCACCGGUCCUGCCAUCAACCUCCCGCGCUCAGACUCAGGACCCGGCGACCGUUCCUGUACAGGAAACCUGGGCGACAGUGACGAGGAAAGGACGAAAGUCUGCUCCAAAGACAUCGCAGCCUCAAGCGGCUAGGACUCUUCAGCCGCCUCAGACGCGAGAGACACGCGAGCCUGCUCAAAAGAAGACGGCGCCCAAGCCUCGGUUAAAGGUUCCGAGGUCCUCGGCCGUCGUGAUAUCGGUCUCCAAAGAGGCCGAAGGAAGAGGGAGAGUCGCGCUUGCGCGGCGAGCCACUCGGCGAGGGUUCAAGGAAAAUAUGGUUUUACUGAUACCUUACCCUUGCCAAUAG
Messenger RNA from Leptosia nina, 1512 nucleotides. The record is from the annotation of a GenBank genome assembly. Lineage: Eukaryota; Metazoa; Arthropoda; Insecta; Lepidoptera; Pieridae.